AUGGGAUUCGAUGGUUUGGGUCUUAGCCAUUGUAUACUAGAUUAUUUGAACACUAAUGGAUUUAUUGAGCCCACUGAAAUUCAAAAAGUGUCGAUACCAGCACUAAUCCACGAUUAUAACGAUGUAAUAGUACAAGCUGAAACCGGCUCCGGCAAAACUCUAUGCUUCUUACUCCCUUUAAUGGAGUUAUAUCUUAAAUUUGACAUUAGCGGGAUUCCUUUUGGCGAAAAAUUCAAUGUGUUUUCAUUAAUCAUAGCCCCUACUCGUGAAUUGGCCUUUCAAAUAUUUAACACCCUUGAUGGUAUAUGCAAGUUUUUGGACUCUAAAAAUGAAAGCAAAAAAUUAUUACCUAUACUUUUUCGAGGUGGUAAAUCUGCUGCAAAAGAACGUGCUCAUAUCGAUGCAGUUUCAAAACUGUCUCAAAUGGGCGCAAUAAUUUCAACGCCUGGAAAAUUAUCCAAUUUAUUUAAUGUGAUUACAAAUUGGACUUUUAAAAAUCUACAUUUGUUCAUAAUAGAUGAAGCAGAUCGGCUGAUGGAGAUGAAUUUCGAUGUAGAGUUGGAAAUUAUUUUAAGACGUUUGCCUAAACAACGUAAAAAUGCUGUUUACUCGGCAACAAUAUCGUCACUAUCUGAAAGAUUAUAUCGAAUAGGUCUUAAAGAUUGGAAAUUACACUCAGUAUCAAGUAAUAUUGUGAAUAGCAAUACUUGCUAUGGGGUUAUGGAUAAAUUGCAUUCCAUAGAUAAUUUGUCAAAAAUAUCAAGUGGAUCAGAAAAAAUUCCAGCAGGGCUUACUAAUUACUAUUCCAUUGUAAAUAUGACUGACAAAUUUGAUUAUUUACAUAAGUUUAUCAGCCAUUUAUUAUAUACUGGGGCUAACAAAUGCAUAAUGUUUUUCCUAACAUGCGAUUUUGUGGAUUACAUUAAUAUGGCAUUAGAUAAACUGAAUCCAAAAUUCAAGUUGAUAAAAAUUCAUCGCAAAAUGAAUCAAAGAGAUCGCGAGUUAGCCUUUAAGGAGUUUAAACAAACCACUAAUCAAUUAACAAUUUUAUUAGCCACAGAUUUAUUUUCUCGUGGCAUUGAUGUACAAAAUGUGGAUUGGAUCUUCCAAUUUGAUGCUCCUCAGGAUCCUAGUAUAUAUCUUCACAGGUCUGGGAGAACAGCCAGAGCUGGCUCAACUGGUUAUUCGAUCAUACUGUUGGAUAAUAAUGAAAUUAGUUUCAUCGAAUUCAUUAAAUCUAAAAAUGUAGACUUAAUUCAGUGGAAUUUUGAAGAUUUCACAUCCGGUGCCAAUCCAUUUGGGGAGACUAUAAAUACAUCAAUACCUACAUUACUUAGAUCAAUUGCUGAAAAGGACAGGCAAUUCAUGCUAAGUGCCAAUAAGGCCUUUGUAUCAUAUGUACGUGCCUAUUCGGAACAUAUACUGAAAUAUACCUUUAAUAUAUCCGUAUGUGACUUGGGAGGCCUAGCUACAUUACUGGGUGUACUAAGGAUGCCAAGGGUUAAGGAAAUUUUAGGUCGCAAAUUCAACUUUACUCCUAGUCUAGUAAACCCUAAAUCUGUUCCAUUCUUAUGUGCUGAAAUGGAAGCAAAAAGGUUGAAAGAAUUAGAAGAAAAUGAGGCAAAUAAUAGUAGACUUAAUUCUCUCAAAAAUGAGAUAAAAAAUGUAUCGCAAGACAAAUAUACAAGGAAAAAGAAGGGAAAUGGCAAAACGAAGAAAAAUAGAACCAGAUCGGAAAAAAGAAAUGCCAAAAGGAACGAAAUGAACGUUGAAUGGUUGGAAUUCUCCAGAGAAGAGAAUUUAGUUAAAAAAUUGAAGAAAGGGAAAAUUUCAAAGGACUUAUUCGACAAAUUAACUUCAUAG
Babesia microti strain RI is the source of this 1863-nucleotide messenger RNA. RefSeq names its product DEAD/DEAH box helicase. The record is from RefSeq and is a predicted model, not a curated record. Gene Ontology annotation, molecular function: ATP binding; nucleic acid binding; RNA helicase activity. Gene Ontology annotation, cellular component: nucleolus. NCBI's taxonomy places the organism in Eukaryota, Apicomplexa, Aconoidasida, Piroplasmida, Babesiidae. The coding region runs from base 1 to 1863 and encodes 620 amino acids. The transcript is spliced from 7 exons.